Molecule: messenger RNA, 1985 nt
Organism: Centrocercus urophasianus (Greater sage-grouse)
Lineage: Eukaryota; Metazoa; Chordata; Aves; Galliformes; Phasianidae
Gene: TMEM267
Product: transmembrane protein 267
Exons: 4
Coding region: 458-1117 (219 amino acids)
Source: RefSeq, a predicted model, not a curated record
UGCUGUUGCCCGCCGGACGGCUGCAUCCGUACCUCUGGGUGGCGGAGGGCGAGGCGCGGGGCGCGAUGCCGAAGGGCGGAGUGCUGUUGUUUCUGUGGUGGUUUUAAUUCAAGAGGUGUGCUGACGCUUUGUCCGCUUUUCUCUUCGGCCUCCUCCAGCCUGGGAGCCCGGCGUGCGUCGGAGGAGCGGACCGUUGUGCCCUAGCGGGCGGCUGGGUACUCACAGCUGCUUCUGCGGGACACAGCACGGCUCAGCUCCUGUCUUCAACGGCAUGGAAGAAAGUGGUCUUAACUGCACUGGACACAGCUGGAUACAGCAACUCAUCCCUACUGACUGCACAGACCACAUAUUCUACUGAAAUAAGCAACUGCAACAAUGUGUUCUCCUACGCCCAAGAACUGAAGAUACAUAGGACAAUGCUCAGUGUAUACCCUGGUGACAUUUUGCAUGCUGUCACAUGGUUUUUACCAUGGCAUCUGAGACUGAAAAGGCCCAUGCUCUUCUCCAGACUUUCAGCGCAGCUUCAGUUAUUUCUAGUCUAGGUUUGGGAGUAUUCUGCUUUGCAGCAGACAGACUUCUGCAGGUUUCCUUCAUUCAGCAGAAUGACUGGCUCCGAGCCUUCUCUGAUAAUGCAGUGCACGGCAUACUGGGCAUGUGGUCCUGGGCCAUAGUGAUUGGACUCAGGAAGAAAAGUGACUUCCCUGAAGUUACGCUGGCCGGCUUCCUUGCCUCUGUCAUUGACGUGGACCACUUCUUACUUGCUGGCUCCCUGUCGUUAAAGGCUGCUCUGAGUCUUCCCCGGAGACCAUUCCUUCAUUGUUCUACUGUGAUUCCUGUUGUGGCUCUGACAUUAAAGCUUAUUAUGCACCUUUUUAGGCUUAAGGACUCAUGGUGCUUUCUUCCUUGGAUGUUGUUUAUAUCCUGGACUUCUCAUCACAUCCGUGAUGGGAUUCGUCACGGCCUCUGGAUCUGCCCAUUUGGAAAAACUCCUCCUUUGCCAUACUGGCUCUAUGUGGCAAUUACAGCGUCUUUACCUCAUCUAUGCUCCUUUAUUAUGUAUUUAACGGGAACUAGAGAAUUAAUGUCUAUAAAACAUGGAAUCCACAUUGAUGUAUAAGGAUGAUGUAUCUUAGUCUUCUGUAACACACUUGAAACAGGCCGUGCUUGUCACUGGAAUGGUUUCCUUACGUUUCCUGCAAGUUCCAAGUCAGGCAUUUGAAGCCAGUAGAGCUCCUAUGUCAGUUCCUUGUGAUCACAGUAACUUGUUCCAUAGAUGGCAUUAACAUUUCGUAUCUGUACAUUCCGCUUGUAAAUUACCUGGUCUUCCAUUACUAGUCAUAUAUAGCUAGCUUCUGAUGAAGUACUGAUUAAUGAAGUACUUAAUAUCACUGUAGUAAUUACACUAUAUUUUGCUGGUGCUGUUCAUUUGAUCACCAUACAUUCUGGAUUUGGAGUCUGCCUACAUUUCAUCUAGAUAGCAUUUGUAUUGUACUUUAAAAAUGAAAAGUUAUAUAUAGAUGCUAAGUACUUGAAUUUGGUAGUUUAUCACACUUCUGAAAAACACCAUUAGGCUUUUGAAGUAAGUUAUUUGUUUUCCUGCUGGGCCCUGGUAUUCAGCAGUUUUAAAAGAAAUGCUAUUUCUAUUUCAGAACAUGAAGCUGUGGGUCUACAUCAAUUUGAACACUAUUAUAAUACAGUGUUUAUAAUAAAUUCUGUUCCACUGUUGUUACUUGACCCAGUUUGCAGACAGUUACUGGCUGCUAAUAAUUAGAAAGGGAGAGGACAGUGGUUACAUUAUUAUAUGUGUCAACUGAAGUGCUUAAUUUAAAAUAUAUUAAUUAUGAAUACUUAAAUUGGAGGUAGGGAAUUUAAGCAAAUAUUUAAGGCGUAUGUAGGGGAAACUUGCUUGUUAUAGUAAAACGUAAGCUUUAAGUAAGAUUCUGGAAGUUGCAAGAAAAUAAAAAUCGCUUCAAAUUUUGACUAAA